GCUGCAUGAUUCACCCUCUUCCUGGCCUCUGCUUGUUCCACUGCUACUGCGGGUGCUGGAUUUCUACCACCUGCACCAACCAGUUCCCUUCUUGUUUUACUGUCAGUGAUCUGCUGCCCCAUUAAUUCGUCCCGCAGAGCUCCCGAAAGCCGUCAUCAGAUUGCCGGAAGAAAAGAUCAGCUGCUGUGGUUCUCUCUGCAGACAUCACAGCCUAGAUAUGAGUUCUGGAAGAAAACAGAAGACGUUAUCAGAAAUUCCAACUAAGAUGUCCUUUAUCUUCUCUCGUUUGAAGCUUUUCCGGCAUAUGCGUUCAAUUUUAAUUGAGAUCAGGUACUGACACACGGUUGGAGAAAGCUUAUUUCCCGAGCACCUCUUGAUUACUCACCAAGUAGGCUCCAGAAGAGAUCAAAUAAGGAAUGAACACGACUAAGGUGAAGCGUCGAGUGGGUAAAUAUGAACUCGGACGUACAAUUGGGGAAGGAACAUUUGCAAAAGUUAAAUUUGCGAGGAACGUUGAGACCGGGGAACCGGUUGCUAUCAAGAUCCUUGACAAGGAGAAGGUUCUCAAGCACAAGCUGGUUGAACAGAUUAAGCGUGAAAUUGCCACGAUGAAGUUAAUAAAGCAUCCUAAUGUCGUUCGCAUAUAUGAGGUGAUGGGGAGCAAAACAAAGAUCUUCAUUGUACUUGAAUUUGUUACAGGGGGAGAGCUCUUUGACAAAAUAGCAAACCACGGUCGCAUGAGGGAGGAUGAGGCACGAAGAUAUUUCCAACAACUAAUCAAUGCUGUCGAUUACUGCCACAGCAGGGGAGUCUACCACCGAGAUCUCAAACCAGAAAACUUACUACUUGAUGCUUAUGGUAACCUGAAAGUUUCAGACUUUGGAUUAAGUGCUCUAUCACAGCAAGUCAGGGAUGAUGGCUUGUUUCAUACUACUUGUGGCACUCCAAAUUAUGUUGCUCCAGAGGUUCUCAAUGACAGAGGCUAUGAUGGAGCAACCGCAGAUUUGUGGUCAUGUGGAGUCAUCCUAUUUGUUCUACUAGCAGGGUACUUGCCUUUCGAGGAUUCUAAUCUCAUGAUCUUGUACAAUAAAAUUUCGGCUGCUGACUUUACAUGCCCACCUUGGCUUUCUUUUGGUGCCAUGAGACUGUUGGCAAGAAUCCUGGACCCAAAUCCAAUGACACGUAUAACUAUUCCAGAGAUAUUGGAGGAUGACUGGUUCAAGAAAGGUUACAAGCCUCCAGUAUUCAAGGAGAAGUACGAGACGAGCUUGGAUGAUGUGGAUGCUGUGUUCAAGGAUGCAGAAGAACAUCACGUGACAGAGAAGAAGGAAGAGCAGCCAACAACUAUGAAUGCCUUUGAGCUUAUCUCGAUGUCAAAGGGGCUUGAUCUUGGCAAUUUGUUUGACACACAACAGGAAUUCAAGAGGGAAACAAGAUUCACAUCAACAUGUCCAGCCAAUGAAAUCGUCAGUAAGAUUGAAGAAGCUGCAAAGCCUCUUGGGUUUGAUGUUCAGAAAAAGAACUACAAGAUGAGGCUGGAAAAUGUAAAAGCUGGGAGGAAGGGGAAUCUCAAAGUUGCUACUGAGGUAUUUCAAGUGGCUCCAUCUCUGCACAUGGUUGAGGUAAGAAAAGCUAAAGGAGACACUCUGGAAUUCCAUAAGUUCUAUAAGAAUCUCUCCAACAGCCUCAAGGAUGUUGUUUGGAUACCUGAGGAGGAUGUGAAAGACCAAGCAGCCCAGAGUAAGAACACAUGAGCAUCAUCUCUAUUCUGUCAUGGGCUGUUCUGCUAUGUGACUUCUUCAGUUUUCCUAGUCCUCCUGUGUGAUAAUAGCUGCCAUGUUUCUCUUUGCAAUUCUUUUAUUGCCUUGAGCCAGUAGCCAUUGUAUCAAUAAUGUUGGGAAGGAGCUGCCUCUUUUAAUUUCAUUUGAAAUGGUGCAAGGAAUUUAGUUGCAGAAACAAUAAACUCCUUUCUGCCCCCUCUCAUUUUAUGGAUUCUAAGUCUUAACUUCA
Molecule: messenger RNA, 2010 nt
Organism: Musa acuminata subsp. malaccensis (wild Malaysian banana)
Lineage: Eukaryota; Viridiplantae; Streptophyta; Magnoliopsida; Zingiberales; Musaceae
Source: RefSeq, a predicted model, not a curated record